This is a messenger RNA of Chaetomium fimeti, 877 nucleotides long. RefSeq lists its product as uncharacterized. The transcript has a single exon. NCBI's taxonomy places the organism in Eukaryota, Fungi, Ascomycota, Sordariomycetes, Sordariales, Chaetomiaceae. The coding region runs from base 91 to 672 and encodes 193 amino acids. The record is from RefSeq and is a predicted model, not a curated record.
GCGCUGUGGAGACGGGCCCUUCGCGGUGCAGGACCAUCCGUCCCGACGGGGCAGCUUGACCCUCCCCGUUUCCAAUCGCUGGACGAUUUGAUGUGUGGAGGUAGUUAUUUGCAGCGUGCCUCAACCAGACCUCCAUCCCGCUCCCAAUGCCUGCCAGGUAUUCUGCGGUUUCUGGGCCCCUCGGCUGCAGCGGCAAGAACCCAGCCCCGAAAGUCCGCUCACCGCAACAUGCCCUGUCAUGUGUGCAAAAUUCGCAGAUGUCCAGACUCGGCCGAUUGCCGCCUCGCCCAAGUCGCCGUCCUAUCAAAACCUUCCGUCACGCUGCAGCCACAAGGGGCAACGGAGGCAUCUUCUGCCGUGCCCUGCAUGGGCAACUCAUCGUCCCCGGUCGGUCGGCGACGAUGCUCAAAAAAAAAAGAGAGGCUGUCUUCGGUUUCGCCUUUGGCAUACGUCAGACGCCGAGGCAGCGUCGGGAAUGUUCUCCUCACCGUCGGGCUCAAAGAACGCAUUUGUGGCUUGACAAGCGCCCGCGUUAGUCAGGCACAUCGAGAGGGGAGAGACACGAGCCGUCACCGACAAAUCGAAGAUUGCGAAGUUCAGCAUGCACAUCAGAGUGUCACACCAGAAGACCAGGCACUACCCGCCAAUCAGCGAGCCUACCGAGCGCCAUAACGAGGCCACCCUUUUCCUUUGGUUCUGCUGAUGGAAAGUCCCCCAUCACCCGGACAUGACGAUAACUAUCCCGAUGGCUUCCCGGCGAAUCGGUUCCACUGUCAGGAACAGGCAUCAGAUACAUACAUACACAUACAUACUGUGUACAGAGGCUCAGGGUCUCGGCUCGACGGCUUUUUAUUUUAUUUUUUUACCUCGAUACCUC